Molecule: messenger RNA, 654 nt
Organism: Gongylonema pulchrum
Lineage: Eukaryota; Metazoa; Nematoda; Chromadorea; Rhabditida; Gongylonematidae
Source: the annotation of a GenBank genome assembly
AUGAUUUAUUUCUGCACCUCUCUCUCUCUUUUUUUACAGUACAUUGAUGCUCGUUUCCCGUACUACCGUAACUGUGAUCCGAAACGACGUCAAGGAUGGCAGAAUAGUAUCAGACAUAAUUUGUCCCUCAAUGAUUGCUUUAUAAAAAAAGCUCGUGAUGGUAUUGGUCCAGCAAAUGAUCGUAAAGGCAAUUUCUGGACCCUCUCUCCGGACAGUGCCAAUAUGUUCGAUAAUGGAAAUUUUAAGAGAAGCAUAAUUCGUUGCAUAGAUUACCUAGAUCACUUGCACAGUCGGUCUGAAAAUUCGACUUCUUUGGCCUCGAAAUUCCUCGGCAACCGGCUUCUAGUUAAUCCACCAACAAUGUUUCAUCUACCAGAAGACUACAGCUCGCCAUGCAAUAUUUGCUGGGCAGCACCGGUCGAUCAGAAGCCUAUUCCAAUCCCGAAUUGCUCCCCCGGAUCACUGUUAACGAUUCAUCCAUCUCCAGCAGUGAUAAACUACCGGUCAAAUGAGGAGGUAAAUGUCCCGGUCCCUCAAUGGACGACAAAUCAUCAACAACUUCUACCGCCCAUUCAGACUCUCGAACAACAACAACAACAACAGCAAUCACCACCAAAUAUCAUCUACGAGAGGCUUGACGAAUAUCCAUCCUGA